Messenger RNA from Acanthamoeba castellanii str. Neff, 3417 nucleotides. RefSeq names its product isoform 2 of serologically defined colon cancer antigen 1 family protein. Gene Ontology annotation, cellular component: RQC complex. Gene Ontology annotation, biological process: rescue of stalled cytosolic ribosome; ribosome-associated ubiquitin-dependent protein catabolic process. Bases 1 to 3417 code for a protein of 1138 amino acids. The record is from RefSeq and is a predicted model, not a curated record. Gene Ontology annotation, molecular function: tRNA binding; ribosomal large subunit binding. NCBI's taxonomy places the organism in Eukaryota, Discosea, Longamoebia, Acanthamoebidae. The transcript has 22 exons.
AUGAAGCGCUUCACGUCGCUUGACAUCAGUGCCAUCACGCGAGAGCUGCGCGAGAAGGUGGUGGGUCUUCGUAUUGCCAACGUCUAUGAUCUGGGCAAGAAGACCUACCAGCUCAAGCUUGCCAAGCCCGACCACAAGCAGUACCUUGUGUUCGAAUCGGGCGUGCGGCUGCACACCACCAAGUUCCAACGGGAGCGCCAAACGGUCCCCUCCGUCUUUUGCCUCAAGUUGCGACGAUACCUGCGUACGAAGCGCAUUGAAGAUGUAAGGCAACUCGGCAUCGAUCGAGUGAUAGACAUCACCAUCGGCUCGGGAGAGGCCCAGCACCACCUCAUCAUCGAGCUGUACGCUAGCGGCAACAUCAUCCUCGUGGACAAAAACUACGCCAUCGAAACCCUCAUCCGCUCCUACAAGACUGGCGAGGGCACCGACGAUGAGGUGUCAGUCGCCGUCGGCACGCGCUACCCUGUCGACAAGGCCCGCCAGCUCGUGCCCACCACCGUAGACCGCUUGCGCGAGGUGCUGCAUUCGGUGCCCGAGGAGCAGCGGGCAAAGGAGGCGGUGAAGGACGUCCUCAACCGCCACCUGGACCUGGGCCCCACACUCUUUGAGCACUGCCUCCUGUGCGCCGACCUCAAACCCCACGCCAAGGUCAGCGAAUACGACGAGGCCAAGACCGAAGCCCUGCAUCGGGCCAUCCAGCACGCCGAGUCCCUUUACAGUGACCCCACCCUCAAGGGGUACAUCGUGCUCAAGGACGCCAAGCCAGAUGCCGCGCCCGCUGCUUCCGCGAAAGCCCUGCAGGGCAAGGGCAAGGACAAGGAAACCCAGCCGCAGCCGCCCCCGCAGCAGCAGCAGCAGCAGCAGGAAGGGCGUGCGGAGGAAGAGGCGCAGUCUCCGGUAGUGCCCGCCACUCCCGCGCCGCAGGAUGCCGCCAAGCCAGACGGCGAGGAGGAUUACGACAGCCGCCUGUUCAUGAUGUUUGUGCCCUAUGUGUACAAACAAUUCGAAGGCCGGCCGCGACUCGAAUUUCCGAGCUUCGACGAGGCCGUCGACAUCUUCUUCUCCAAGGCGCAGGAGCAGCAGGUCGAGGUGAAGAAGGAGCAGCAGGAGAAGACAGUGAAGAAGGACCACGAGACCAGAAUAGCCGCCCUCACCAAGGCCGAGGAGGAGUGCAUCAAGAAGGCGCACCUCAUCGAGACCAAUGUGAGCGAUGUGGACGCCGCCAUCAAGGUCACGUGUUCGGAGCUCGCGCGGGGCAUGGAUUGGGCGCAGCUGACCCGGGUCGUCAAGGAGGCCAAGAAGGCGGGCGACCCCAUCGCCAACCUCAUCCACUCCCUCGACUUUGCCAACAACAGGAUCACGCUGCUUUUGGUCGACCCGCUCGAAGCCGCCGCCGACGCGAGCGGCGCCAUGCAGAAAGUCGAGGUGGACAUCGGGCAAACGGCCUACGCCAACGCGCAGGAGUUCUACGCCGAGGCCAAGAGGCGCGCCCACAAGCACGCCAAGACGGUGGCAUCGUCCCAGAUGGCCGUCAAGGCGGCGGAGAAGAAGGCCCGGCGCGAGAUCAAGGACGUGGGUGUCAAGGCCGCCAUCCAGAAGGUGAGGAAGGCCUACUGGUUCGAGAAGUUCCACUGGUUCAUUUCCUCCGAGAACUACGUGGUCAUCUCGGGUCGCGAUGCCCAGCAGAACGAGCUGAUCGUGAAGCGGUACCUCCGCAAGGGCGACGCCUACGUGCACGCGGACCUGCACGGCGCCGCCACGUGCGUGGUGAAGAACCCGCACCCCGACAAGCCCAUCCCCGCGCUCACCCUGGCCGAGGCCGGCUCCAUGACCAUUCCGACGUCGGCGUGGUGGGUGCACCCCGAGCAGGUGUCCAAAACGGCCCCGUCUGGCGAGUACCUGGUGACGGGCUCGUUCAUGAUCCGCGGCAAGAAGAACUUCCUGCCGCCCUCCCAGCUCGUCAUGGGCUUUGCCUACAUGUUCAAGGUCGACCCCACCUCCGUGGCCAACCACGUCAACGAGCGGGCCGUGCGCACCCUCGUCGAAUUGUCGGAGCUGGAGGGCGCAGGCAGGGGCGACGCUGAGAGGUCCGCCGUGGGAGGCAGCGACGACGAAGACCAAGACGACGGCGAUGUCGAGGCCGUGGAGGGCGGGGCGAGGGGCCACGCCGGAAAGUACCGCGUGCAGGUGCUCAUGGACACCCCCGACGACGACGACGCCGACGCCGGCAGCGGCUCGGGCAAGCCGCAGCAGCCCAGGCCCCCGCAGAAGGAACGGGAGAAGCGGGCACGCAUGUCCGCGGCCGAGAAGCGGCGCAAGAAGAAGCUCGAAAAGCGAGGCGAGUCGGCGGCCGCAGCCCCGGCGGGCGAAGAGCCAAGCCCCGACCACCACGAGGAGGAGGACGACGAGGAGGACGACGAGGAGGAGGUCCAGCAGCAGCAGCAGCAGCCCAAGACCAAGGGUCCCACGCAGCCCAAGCUCCUGCGCGGCCAAAAGGGCAAGAUGAAGAAGAUGAAGAAGAAGUACGCCGAGCAAGACGAGGAGGAGCGAGACCUGCGCAUGCGACUCCUCCAGUCGGAGGGCCUCAAGAAGAAAGAGGAGCAGCGGCUCAAGGACCUGGAGCUGCAGAAAAAGAGGAAGGGCAAGGGCAGGGGCCAGGCCGGACGAGGCGGACUCCCGCACCAGCAGCAGCAGCAGUUGCUCGCGUGGUGGUGGGUGGCGGCGUGGCGGCGGAGGCUGGCGACGGGGGCCGGGGCGAGGAGGAGGAAGCGCGGGACGAGGAGGGCGAGGGCGUUGCUGGGGUGGAGAGCACCGAGGAGGAGGAGCUCGAGGCCAAGCGAAAGCGGCGGCAGGAGAAGCGGCACGAGAAGAAGAAGGAGGCCGAAGAGGUCCGGCAGAUCAUGGAGGAGGAGAACAUCAAGCCCCUCGACGAGUCCCUCCUCUCCGAAAUCGACGCCCUCACCGGCGUGCCGGUGGCCGAAGACGCGCUGCUGUUCGCGGUGCCCGUGUGCGCGCCCUACUCGGUGGUGCAGAACUACAAGUACAAGAUCAAGCUCGUGCCGGGCUCGGUCAAGCGGGGCAAGGCAGCGAAGGAGGCCAUGUCCUACUUCGUGUCGUUCCCGGAGGCCACGGACCGCGAGCGCGACUUGCUCAAGGCGGUGGAGGACUCGGAGAUCGUGCUGCAGCUCAUUGGCAACGUGCGCAUCGCCACCAGCGGACUCAAGCAGAAGGCCAAGGGCGGCAAGAAGAAGGGCGGCAAGAAGAAAUGAUCAUGAAAUUGUUUUUGUCACCUAUCAUCUCCGGAGACAAUUACAACAACAGUCGUUGUUUGCUGUUGCACGGGCGGCGGGUUGGAACUGGCGCCGCGUGUGUGGAGCUCCGCCGGUACAAUGCCCGCGCAAAUGGCGGGCGUGA